Molecule: messenger RNA, 381 nt
Organism: Trichobilharzia szidati
Lineage: Eukaryota; Metazoa; Platyhelminthes; Trematoda; Strigeidida; Schistosomatidae
Source: the annotation of a GenBank genome assembly
UGGCUGAACACUGAAGGUGUUGAAAAGAACAACCGGCGGCUAGUUGGGAAUUUACGCGUGUUCUAAUGGCCAAGAGAACAAAAAAGGUUGGUAUCGUUGGGAAGUACGGUGUUCGGUAUGGUGCUUCUCUUAGAAAAACGAUCAAGAAGCUCGAAGUUAGUCAGCACUCCAAGUACAACUGCCACUUUUGUGGGAAGGAUUCACUGAAAAGAAAAGCCGUCGGGAUUUGGGAAUGUAAAGCUUGCAAAAAAGUUCUUGCUGGAGGAGCUUACGUGUGCAGUACAACCGCUGCUGCCACUAUCCGGGCUGCCAUCAGACGUUUGAGAGAUACACAUGAAACAUAAGCUGUAUAAGUGAAAAUAUAUGACGCGGUUCGUGAAA